Molecule: messenger RNA, 2076 nt
Organism: Nicrophorus vespilloides
Lineage: Eukaryota; Metazoa; Arthropoda; Insecta; Coleoptera; Silphidae
Product: sorting and assembly machinery component 50 homolog B
Exons: 7
Coding region: 297-1697 (466 amino acids)
Biological process (GO): mitochondrial respiratory chain complex assembly; protein insertion into mitochondrial outer membrane
Cellular component (GO): outer membrane; SAM complex
Source: RefSeq, a predicted model, not a curated record
GGCGCAUGAGUAAAGAUUGCGCAACAGACAGAGUCAUCUGCUGUCAGUGCGGGUGCAGAUGUGACAACCCCCCCAUGUAGUAGAAAAUUCGCCAAUUUUUUUUUUCCGUUGCCAAUUUGAAGUUUUCGGUCAAACGCCAACCGAAAGAUCUGAUGCGAAUGAUGUAAAUUUUAUGUACGUGCACACGCAAUAAAAACACUCACACACACACACCAAAAAAAAUCAAAAGAAGAGAAGAGGUAAUAUCCAAUUGGAACGUAAGAGAUAUUUAGGGGAAAAAAUUCAAUUCAGCAGACAUGGGAAUCGUGCACGCCAAGGAUCUCUCCGAAUCAUCCAAGUAUCAAGCUACCAAGACCAUUCCCAAGGUGAACAUCAACUAUGAGGAAUGCGAGGAGACCAAAGAGCUCGAACUCAAUGUUCCGGCCAGGGUAGAUAAGAUUCAUGUGGAGGGUUUGGGAAGGACGAAGAACGACAUUGUGGAGGAUGCUCUGAAAGAUAUCUUCACCGCAAACACCUUUCAGGAGGUGCUCCACAAAACGCACACUGCCAGACAGAAAUUGAAUUCGUUGAGUCUAUUUAGGAACGUCUCCGUGCAUAUUGACGUGAGCAAAGGGUCGAAGGCCACCAAGGACGGACUCGAGGUGACGUUUCAGGUGAAGGAGUUGAAGAGGGUCGUGGGGGGCGUCAACACGCAGAUCGGUAACAACAAUGAGGGAUCUCUGGUCGUCGGUUUGAAAGCCCCGAACGUUUUCGGUCGCGGCGAAAGGCUGCAAACCGAGUACAGUUACGGUUCGAGGAGGAGUAACAACUACAGCGUGAACUUUAUUAAGCCGUUCAUGGGGAAGAGGAAUCCGGUGUUCACUGCGGGCGUUUAUCAGCACACUUCGGAGUGGCCUUCUUCGGGGUAUAAGCAGCUGGAGAGGGGCGGACUCUUGGAUUUCGGUUUCAAUUCGCACCAUUUGCUGAAACACAACCUCCAAUACGAUGCGUGCAUCAGGGAUAUGGGCGUGAUCAGCAGGAAUUCGUCUUUCGAUGUACGCGAGCAGUCUGGGAGCACGCUGAAGUCGGCGCUGAGGCACAUCCUCACCAUCGAUCUGCGAGACGAGCCGAUUUUCCCGUCGUGCGGCAGUCUGCUGCAGCUCACGAGCGAAUUCGCCGGCGUCGGCGGAGACGUCGGCUUCCUGAAGAACGACUUUUACCUGCAGGCCAAUUACUCGCUGAUGGAAGACUUUGUGUUGCAAGGGACUUUGUCUGGAGGAUUCAUGCACGAGAUCGGAGACGAGAAAAAGAUCAACCUGUGCGACAUGUACUACCUGGGCGGUCCUCUCUCGUUGAGGGGAUUCAAGACGCGCGGCGUCGGGCCGCAGUCGGACGGAGAUGCUCUCGGUUCCCUGUGCUACUUCAGCGGCGGUCUCCAUCUGUACACUCCGCUGCCGUUCAGGCCCGGAAAAGGUGGUUUCGGUGAGCUCUUCCGCACGCAUCUGUUCGUGAACGCCGGCAACGUGGCGGACACCAAGUCCGAGGAUGUCGUCGAGCAGCUGAAGAACAAUCUGCGCGUUUCGUCCGGCAUCGGCGUUGCCAUAAGAUUGGGACAGAUGGCGCGCGUCGAGAUCAACUACUGUUUCCCGCACAAAUUCGAGCAAGACGAUAGGGUGCAGGAGGGCAUUCAGUUCGGCGUCGGCGUGCAAUUCGUAUGAUAGUGAAUCAUCUUCGUCGUCUUCGAAGAUGCAAAGACGGAGGGAGGGAGGGAAAAUGAUGAAUGUGUCUUCUUGGUUUGUGUUUCGUGCAUUUAAGCAAAUUGUUUUCUUUAUUUUUUAUUUGAUUGUAGUCGAUCAUGGAAAAUAUAUAUAAUAUAUAUGAUGAUGAUGAUGUUAUUGUGUUCUUGUAAAAAUCAAUAUUUUUCUUGCCCAUCUUAAGAACGAAGAGUAGUUUCUAUCACAUGUAUGUAUUCUGUACUUAAGAUAUUGUAAGAAGAUGAUUUUGAUCAUAAUCGUAUUAUCACUACAACUGUGUACAUAGGCUAACUAAAUGAAUGAUUGCACUCCAAUGGAAUUCAAUAAAUUAUAUUCAACUGUU